Sphenostylis stenocarpa is the source of this 873-nucleotide messenger RNA. Lineage: Eukaryota; Viridiplantae; Streptophyta; Magnoliopsida; Fabales; Fabaceae. The record is from the annotation of a GenBank genome assembly.
AUGUUGGUGAAGGAAGAGAAAGCCAUGGCAGUGAGUGAGGAAAGUGCUGAUCCAAUAGGAACAAUUCCCUUGUUGAAGCAGCACUUUGUGCUGGUGCAUGGCAUUGGUGGAGGAGCUUGGUGCUGGUACAAAAUCCGGUGCCUUAUGGAGAAUUCUGGCUACAAGGUCUCAUGCAUAGACCUCAAGAGUGCAGGAAUCGACCAGGCUCAUGCUGAUUCUGUUCUUUCUUUUGAUGACUACAACCAACCCCUCAUGGAUUUCUUGUCUGCUUUGCCAGAAAAUGAACAGGUGAUAUUGGUGGGGCACAGUGCAGGAGGGUUGAGUGUUACCGAGGCUUGUCACAAGUUUGCCAACAAGAUCGGCUUAGCAGUGUAUGUGGCAGCAACUAUGCUCAAGUUAGGAUUCUGGACAGAUGAAGAUCAAAAACAUGGUGUACCUGACCUAUCUGAGUUUGGGGAUGUAUACCAGCUAGGAUUUGGAUUGGGACAGGAUAAGCCUCCAACCAGUGCUUUGGUGAAGAAAGAGUUUCAACGCAAAAUCAUCUAUCCUUUAAGUCCACAUGAGGAUUCAACCUUAGCUUGUAUGCUGUUGAGGCCAGGACCUAUUCUGGCACUGGCAAGUGCAAGGUUUGAAGAGGAUGGUGAAGUGGAGAAGGUGGGAAGGGUGUACAUAAGGACAAGGCAUGACAAUGUGGUGAAGGCAGAGCAACAAGAAGCCAUGAUAAAGAGGUGGCCACCAUUGAGUGUGUAUGAACUAGAUAGUGACCAUAGCCCCUUCUUCUCCACCCCUUUCCUCCUCUUUGGUUUGCUUGUAAAAGUUGCAGCUUUUGACGUUGGAUGCAACAACACCUUUCAGACUAGUCCACCCUCUUAG